Messenger RNA from Penicillium digitatum Pd1, 1419 nucleotides. The record is from RefSeq and is a predicted model, not a curated record. Lineage: Eukaryota; Fungi; Ascomycota; Eurotiomycetes; Eurotiales; Aspergillaceae.
AUGGCGAUGUGGUAUUCGCUGAGUAUUGCUUUCUUUGCUGCAAUUGGCACAUUUCUGUUUGGAUUUGAUACGGGCAUUGCUACAACCACGAUUGCCCACCAAAGCUGGAUUGACUAUAUGAAAAAGCCAUCAAAUGGCAUCACAGGAGCUGUUGUGGCCGUGUACAUUGCCGGCGAAGCCGUUGGCGCCCUUACACAAACAUUCAUCGGUGAUCGACUCGGCCGCAUUCGCUUCAUGCAAAUGAUGUGCAUAAUCGUGACAAUCGGCACCGUCAUUCAAACCGCCUCCGUCAACAUCGGCAUGUUCCUUGCCGGCCGCGUGCUAGCCGGCUUCGCAGUAGGUGGCAUGGUCGCAACAGUCCCAAUCUAUCUGAGUGAGAUCUCGGACCCCAAAUACCGCGGUCUAAUCGGUGGCAUCUCCGGCUGCGGCAUCUCAUUCGGAACAAUGGUGUCGAACUGGGUCGGCUAUGCUUGCAGCUACGCACCCUACGGCCCCAUUCAAUGGCGCUUGCCUUUGGGGAUACAGAUCCCCUGGGGUAUGAUCAUGUUCGUUGGUCUUGCGACUUUCAUGCCUAACUCGCCACGCCAGCUAAUUCGCUAUGGGAAGAUUGAGUUGGCGCGCAGCGAAUUUGCGCGUAUUCGACGGGGGCUUGCACUCCACGAGAUAGAGGAGGAGUUUGGGCUUAUGAAGGCGCAGAUUGCGUAUGAGAUGGAGGGGGAGAUGACUUCUUACCGCGAGAUCUUUAAACUGUUUAGACAUCGGGUGCUUGUGUCUAUUGCUGUGCAAACGAUGACAAGUUUGACCGGUGUCAAUGUCAUUCAAUAUUACCAGACUAUUUUGUACAAGGGCCUUGGAAUCGGAUCACACUCGAUCCUCGCUUUAGCUGCAGUCUACGGUACCGUUGCCUUUUUGUCCAACGCGGUGACUACAAUGUACAUGACCGACCAAUGGGGACGUCGGAAGAUGCUGAUCACCGGAUUGGCUGGGGUGGCUCUAGUCGAAAUUUAUGCCGCAGUCAUGCAGAGGCAAUUCCAGAAUACAGACAAUCGCAUCGGAAAGGGCUUCGCGAUUCUUGGAAUCUAUCUCUUUGUGGUUUACUAUUAUGGUAUGCUCAACAGCACUACAUGGCUAUAUGGCGCCGAGGUUCUUCCUAUUGCUCUCCGCAGCAAGGUGAUGGGUCUUGCCGCCGCAUCCCACUUUAUCGUUAAUGUUGGCAUCACCGAGGCUGGACCCAGCGCUUUUGCCAAUAUCCACGAGAAUUACUACUAUGUGUUUAUAGUAAGCUCCGCAUUCUUUUUAGUGAUCGCUUACUUUUAUUUCCCGGAGAGAUACAGCAAGAAGAAGAAGAAGAAGAAGAAGAAGAAGAAGAAGAAGAAGAAGAAGAAGAAGAAGAAGAAGAAGAAGCCAACCUUGUUUUAG